Molecule: messenger RNA, 1376 nt
Organism: Hordeum vulgare subsp. vulgare (domesticated barley)
Lineage: Eukaryota; Viridiplantae; Streptophyta; Magnoliopsida; Poales; Poaceae
Product: transcription factor WRKY19-like
Exons: 1
Coding region: 145-888 (247 amino acids)
Biological process (GO): regulation of DNA-templated transcription
Cellular component (GO): nucleus
Molecular function (GO): transcription cis-regulatory region binding; DNA-binding transcription factor activity
Source: RefSeq, a predicted model, not a curated record
CAAGCUCAUCAGUCAUCAUCGAUCAUCACAAUUCACAAGAGUGAGUGUGAGAGUGAGACCCGCAAAGCACGCGCGCUCACGGUCUCGUCGGGCGCCACUGAUCGAUCGGUUAGCUAGGUGCGUGCGCUGAACGGAGGGCCGGGCAUGGAGGACGCGGCGGCCACGCUGGCGACGGAGCUAGACGGGCUGCUGGCCAUGGCGAGGGAGCUGGAGGCGCGCGUCGACGGCGACCAGGGCGCGCCCGGCGCCGCCAGGGAGCUCUGCUCCGCGCUGGCCGCGUCCGUCGACCGGGCCGUGCGCCUCGCCGGCCGUGGCCGCAAUGCCGGCGCCAGGGCGGGCGUGAACGGCCAGCUCAGGAGCGGCAGGAAGGCGGCAGCGGCGAAGGUGCGCACGCAGGUGCGGGUGGCCUCAAUGCAGGACCUCGGGCCACUCGACGACGGGAUGAGCUGGAGGAAGUACGGCCAGAAGGGCAUCCUCGGCGCCACGUACCCGAGGUCCUACUUCCGGUGCACGCACCGGCACACGCAGGGCUGCGCCGCCACCAAGCAGGUGCAGCGCGCGACGGCCGACCCGCUGCUCUUCGACGUCGUGUACGUGGGCGCGCACACCUGCGCCGGGGCCGCGGUCCUGGGCGGCACGGAGCAGCAGCUGCCGCCGCCUGCUGCCUUCGGCCAGGAGCAGCAGAGCCCGCCGGCCGCGGCGCCGGAAGGGGUUCAGUUGCCGGCAGAGCCCGUGACUCCGUUUUCCUUCCCCUCCUCGCCGGCGAGCUCCUGGUGCCAGCUUACCGGGAGCUACGGCUACGCGGCGCCUGGUGGAGGCCUCGGGGUUGACAUGGAGCUCGAGGGUCAACUCGACGAGCUGUUCUUGCACAUGUCAGAGUUUUUUUAGCCCGAGGUUCAGAACCUGGUUCUGUAGGCGCGCUGCCGCCAGUCACGUAGUAGAAGAGAUGCGAAGCUCCGGCCCGAGGCGGCACCGGACUGGACCGAAUUCAGCCAUCACUUCGCUGCCGUCUUUUUUGUGGAACUGUAGAAGCACUUGCGAGUGGCCACGAGAACCGCUGCAUCAGCAGGCAAACAGUGCUCCUCCGCCCAAAGGAGCCGUCGUUUCUGUUGCCCUGGAGCAUCUACAACUGGUUCUGGCCAAAUCUUGAUCCCUGUAGGUCCACCAAAAAGUCUGCAUCCAGAGCAUCUACACCAUGACAUUUUAAAUCCGGCUCAAACUUCGGGUCAUCCCUGUUGAGAAAUAAAACAUGUGAUCAAUUGUAUGGGAGGGAUGCCUUCCAGGAGGUGUCUGUUGAAGAAAAUGUGUCUCUCCAACACACCCCUUCAUCUUGUAUAUAAAUGGGUGUCCCACAUUGCAAUGAAACUAGUGGAUCA